This is a messenger RNA of Diaporthe citri, 750 nucleotides long. RefSeq lists its product as uncharacterized. The transcript has 2 exons. Bases 1 to 750 code for a protein of 249 amino acids. The record is from RefSeq and is a predicted model, not a curated record. NCBI's taxonomy places the organism in Eukaryota, Fungi, Ascomycota, Sordariomycetes, Diaporthales, Diaporthaceae.
AUGGCGGCCACCUCCAACCCCCCAGACACGGCCGCAAUAAUCCAGCACGUGGACUUCGACCCCACGACAGCCCAGCGCGUCUCCCACCGCGCGGUGCCCCAGCAGCCGCCCACGGUCCAAGAGCCAGACCCGGGCUGGGCGUCCGCCUUUGCGGAGCUCGAGUCCCGGAUCCGGCGAGCGCUGGGCGGCCGUGCCCUGCACGUCGGCCACGUGGGCAGCACUUCAGUUCCCGGGCUCCCCGCGAAGCCGGUCAUCGACGUCGACGUCGUGGUGGCCGACCCGGCGGACGAGGCGGCGUACGUCGGGGCGCUGGUGGGCGAGGGGUGGGAGGAGCAGAAGGCUCCCGGGACGGGACUGGGGACGGGCAUGGGGCCCGAGGGGGGGGACAGGGGCGCUGGGUUGCAGUUCAUACUGCGCGAGCCCGCCUGGCUCCAGCACCGGUUCUUUGUCUGCGCUGACCCCGUUGCCAAUGUGCAUGUCUUUGGGCCGGGGUGUCCUGAGGUGGUGAGGCACCGGAUGUUUAGGGACUGGCUUGUCGAGGUGAGAACCCUGGCUGACCAUUUGUGCCCACUGCCGCGGUGGGACGAGCAGCACCCCGAAGACCGCGACAGGUACGCCGCGGUCAAGCGUGAGGCUGCCGCCGCGGCUCGCGAGGCCGGAGAAACUGUCCAGGACUAUAACCUGCGGAAGGAGUUCGUCAUCAGGGAGAUCCUCGACCGUGCUUUUAAGGCGGAGGGCUUGCUGCAGUGA